Messenger RNA from Talpa occidentalis (Iberian mole), 2319 nucleotides. RefSeq lists its product as uncharacterized. The coding region runs from base 600 to 2279 and encodes 559 amino acids. The transcript has a single exon. Gene Ontology annotation, molecular function: nucleic acid binding; zinc ion binding. The record is from RefSeq and is a predicted model, not a curated record. Lineage: Eukaryota; Metazoa; Chordata; Mammalia; Eulipotyphla; Talpidae. Gene Ontology annotation, biological process: virion assembly.
AAAGUGCCUUUGUAGUAGCCAAUGAAUAAUUGCCAACUUCUUUCAAAGUUCCCGCCACUCGCGACCCUAUAAGAUGUCCCAGCUUCCUCUGUUCGGGGCUCUCGACCUCUGCCGUUGCAUCGGUGCGUGUCGAGGGCCCGGUCUCGAGCCCGUAUUAAACUCCUUUGUGCCCUUGCAUCGGUUGUCUGUGUCCUUGGGGGCUGCACUGGUCGACGUGGGCACAACAUUUUGGGGGCUCGUCCGGGAUCGACGAGUGCAGACCCCAACUGCCGAGCAACCGAAAGGAGUUCUAAAGCGCGCAGGUGAGUUCCAACACUCGCCCAGGUAAGCUUCAAGUCUGCAGACCUGUAGUUGUACUUAGUACCUGUAUCUUUUGUACUUUGUACCUGUAGAAGCUGUUUUGUACUUAGUACCUGUAUCUUUUGUACUUUGUACCUGUAGAAGCUGUUUUGUACUUAGUACCUGUAUCUUUUGUACUUUGUACCUGUAAAAGCUUUAAUUGUUUGCAAACCUGAAAAUCUGUUCAAUAGCCGGGUCAGGCUUAAGUGGACGCACUUGAAAGCCGCCGGCGUGGACCGCGGGAGACGUCCCCGGACCACAUGUUAGGAAGGCCACACCCUUUGCGGGGAAGCAGAUACCCCUUUUGGGGGCCUUUUGAAAAAUCAGUCUUUGGCCUGUUUCUUGUGACGACAGCCACUGUACUUCUAGCAUUUGUCAUCAUGGGUCAAUCACCAUCUACCCCUCUAUCCGUUGUUUUACAGCAUUUUAAAGAUGUCAGGUCCAGAGGGUCGGACCUCAGUGUAAAAAUAAAAAAAUCCCCUCUAAUCACCUUUUGUUCCUCAGAGUGGCCGAAGUUCGGAGUUGGUUGGCCCCCGGAGGGAACUUUUGAUUUACAGAUUGUCCGUCGCGUAAAGGAAAUCAUCACCAGUGAAAAAAAAUUCGGACAUCCUGACCAACUCCCGUAUAUCUUAGUCUGGCAAGAUCUAGUCCAGAACCCCCCUGCUUGGUUAAAGCCAUUUUUGUCGUUACAGGCACAACCCGUACUGCCGGCUAAACUGCUUGGGUCCCACCCCAACACCCCGUCGGCACCUGCGGUUUUCCAAGACUCUACCCCGGAGGAACUUCUAUUUCCACCACCCUAUCAUAACCCUUGUAGUAACCCUCCCCAACUCCUGCGGUCGGCUGACCACCCUCCCCCAGAGGCGGGCGGGGCUCGUGGGCAGGGUCCGGCGGCAGGCACCCGCUCAGUGAAGGCGAAUUCCCCGGAUUCCACCGUCCUGCCCCUGCGUGUGGCAGGAUUGCCUAAUGAGCAGGGCAACCAGCCCAUGCACUACUGGCCGUUUGCGACCAGUGACCUCUACAACUGGAGAGCACAAAAUGCACGUUUCUCUGACAACCCUAAAGACCUUGUUAAUCUCCUAGACACUGUUCUAUUUACUCAUCAGCCCACCUGGGAUGAUUGCCAACAGCUCUUGCAGGUCCUCUUCACCACUGAGGAGCGAGAUCGUAUACUGACGGCCGCCAGGAAAUUAGUCCCUGGAGAAGAUGGCACACCCACCACAAACGCGGCCCGCAUAGAUUUAGUGUUUCCCUUGACCCGACCUGACUGGGAUUUUAACCAGGCUGAAGGUAAGGAGAGACUCCGGGUGUACCGCCAGACUCUAAUGGCAGGGUUGCGUGCAGCAGCCCGCAAGCCCACCAAUUUGGCCAAGGUAGGGGAUGUGCAGCAGGGAAGGGAGGAGACCCCCGCGGCUUUUCUAGAACGCCUCAUGGAAGCUUUUCGGCAAUAUACUCCUAUGGAUCCGGAGGCAACGGAGAACAGGGCCGCGGUGGUAAUGGCCUUUGUUAACCAGGCGGCUCCUGACAUUAAACAAAAACUACAAAGAAUAGAUAGGCUGGGAGAAAAAUCUAUUCGAGAUCUUAUGGAGGUGGCAGAAAAGGUGUACAAUCGCCGUGAAACUCCUGAGCAAAGAGAAGACCGCAUCCGCCAGGAAGAACGGAAGGUAAGGGCGGCUGAAAACGCACGCCACACUCGGGAUAUGGCCAGAAUCCUGUUCGCCGUCACUCAAAAGGACGACCCGGGUAAGCUACACCCCUCCCGCCGCCCCAGCUCCACAGGGACAGGCAGGACCCUACAGCGUGAUCAAUGUGCAUACUGCACUCAAAAAGGACACUGGGCCAAACAUUGCCCAAAGAAACGGGGAAUAACCUCAAACAACCCCGCCGUUUCUGACACUCCUGUCCUGGUGCUCGGGGGCACAAGAGAUGACAGUGACUAGGACCGUCAGGGCUCGACCCUCCCCGAGCCCCGGCUAACCU